AUGAAGUUCUGCAAGACAUACGAGCAGUACAUGCAAGGUCAGGAUCAGAAGAAGCUUCCCGGCGUGGGUUUCAAAAAGCUGAAGAAGAUUUUGAAGAAGUGCAGAACAGGCAUUCACCCGCACGGGAAUGGAGUGCCCUGUCCCAGCCAAUGCCCAGUAAGGGCAAAACGCAGUUACGGACGGUCUGUGAUGGAACCUUCUUCUCAUCCCUUCUCAAAGAAAUGUCUGCAGUGGUUGGCUGCUUCAACGAGCGAGCACAGAAAUUGCUUGAACUACACCUUGCUUCAGGUUUCCGGAAGUAUUUUUUGUGGUUCAAAGAAAAGCAAACAACGCAGUCACGUUGCCUUAAUUCAAGAAGGACGGGACCUUGUUACUUAUGCUAUAAUCAAUGCUAUUGCAAUGCGCAAAAUCCUUAAGAAGUAUGACAAGGAAACUGUAUUUGAUCCGGUAGCUCUCACUUGUGGUCAUAUCUUCUGCUAUCUCUGUGCUUGCAAGGCUGCUUCAGUAACCAUUGUGGAUGGUUUAAAGGCCACCGAGCCAAAGGAAAAAUGUCCUCUCUGCCGAGAGGCUGGAGUUUAUGAAGCUGCUGUACACUUGGAAGAGCUGAGUAUUUUAUUAAGUGGAAGUUGUCCCGAAUAUUGGGAGGAGCGGCUUCAGGCCGAGAGGAUAGAGAGAGUUAAACAGACAAAGGAGCAUUGGGACUUGCAGUGCCGGGCAUUCAUGGGCAUGUGA
Thlaspi arvense is the source of this 732-nucleotide messenger RNA. Lineage: Eukaryota; Viridiplantae; Streptophyta; Magnoliopsida; Brassicales; Brassicaceae. The record is from the annotation of a GenBank genome assembly.